Phascolarctos cinereus (koala) is the source of this 6380-nucleotide messenger RNA. It is a transcript of the gene HOXD4, whose product is annotated as homeobox D4. Gene Ontology annotation, biological process: anterior/posterior pattern specification; embryonic skeletal system morphogenesis; positive regulation of transcription by RNA polymerase II. Gene Ontology annotation, molecular function: RNA polymerase II cis-regulatory region sequence-specific DNA binding; DNA-binding transcription factor activity, RNA polymerase II-specific. NCBI's taxonomy places the organism in Eukaryota, Metazoa, Chordata, Mammalia, Diprotodontia, Phascolarctidae. Gene Ontology annotation, cellular component: nucleoplasm; nucleus. The record is from RefSeq and is a predicted model, not a curated record.
AAGAAAGAAAGAAAGAAAGAAAAAGAAAUCUCAAAAUUAUGACCCUGUAUAGAAAAAAAUCCAACCAGGAUGGCCCAUUUUUCUUGCUCUGAAAUCCAUCCUUAUGAGUGUACUUGUUUCCCUGUUUGAAAACCCGACCCGAGCUGAGGGGUUGAGCCCCGGACAGCACUGAGGAGUUGGGGCAGGCGCAAUUCAUGAACUUUUGUACUCUUGUGUGCUGCUGUCGCCAAAGCAAAAAUAAUGAAACUUUGUGAUAUGUUUGUAAAUGAUUUCCAAUGACCUCUAGCCCUGCCCUUCACCAUAAACGCUACCCACUAAACCUAAGGACAUUUGCUUGAGCAAAGCAUUCGACCCUAGGUUUUACUGCCUGAAGUUGGACAGAAUAAAAGAGAAAGGCACUCUAAUGACGGGAAGGUAAACGGAACCAGUUGUGUUGUGUUUGUUUUGUUUUGUUUUUCUGGAAACUAACUUCAGCUUUCAAGCCAACGUUUUACUUCAGCUAAGGGGAAGGGACUGGUGCACGAAUUUCUCUGUUUCCUCUUAUCUCUCCAGAUAGUGUCUGCUUUCUUUCUGGAAAUGUUGCUUAGAGAGAUUGUUCGGAUGUCCAGGAGUAGGGGGAAAUUUGUCAAUUCCCGGAUGGGUCAUCAUCAUUAAUAUUAUUAUUAUUUCACUUUUUUUCCUUAAAAGAGCUUCAGUGGAGGUUUCUAAAUCCCACUCAGGUUUUUCUCAGGCAGAGAAGGAAGGGUAUUUGAAUUAGUCGCUGUAAAUUGUCCUUACGUCCUAAAGAGGUAUUUCAGCAAACUGUAGACUACCUGAAUGUCUUCUGAAAAUACAGAUUUAUUUCAAUGGAGGAUGACAGCCUUUAGCCAGUGCAGAAUAGUUUUGAUUUAGAAUGGAUGAAUCAGGAUGAAUCAGAAAAAAUGCAGUGAUCCUGGCAGAUUACAUUGUAGAUGAGAACAGAAUGUUAUUACGUUGUCUAUAUAUACCCUGUAGAACCGAAUUUGUGUGGUAUUCACAUAGUCACAGAUUCGAUUCUAGGGGAAUAUAUGGUCGAUGCAAAAACUUCACAUUUCUGCAAAUGGUUAAAAGUGUAAAUGUCUGGGGAUCCAAAAUGAAGUGCAUGCUGCUUUAUUGGAGACUUAUCCAAGUCAUGCUAGCUCUGUCUUAUUUACUGACACCUUACGACAUGGGGAAUAUGGAUUGAUGUUGGUGAAUUAUAGAUCAGCUUUAAAAAUCUGUUCAUUGUAAAACUGAGUCACAUGGUAGGUCUGGACGAUCUGAAACUAGUUUGAUAAAUGAAUGCUUCUGAAAGAGGGCACAUUUAAAAAAGAGUUAAGAGGGUAGGUGUGAAGAAUUUCCCUGGGCACUUUUUUUUUUUUUUAGCUCCUGGAUUAUCUGGAAAGUAGCACGAGAGGUAUCGGUUUGGAUUCACUUCUGCUCAAGGCAGAUGGAUGGACAAGGGGGAAAGUUUAUAUCUUUAAAUUUGGGAUGCUUUCCUGAGACGGUGUUACGCAGUCUUCGAUUUAACUGCUUGUAACUUCAAUCGUAAAGAAGUGGGGGGCGGGGGUGGGAGAUAACCCGAAGCACAAACUAGAGUCGCCCUGCUUUCUGUGUGAAUUUCUGUGCGGGGACCUGCUAAGUGCAUUCGGAGUUACUGAUUGCCUAAUUUUAUUCAACCGAGCUAGAUUCUGGUAACUUUUGGGUGACCCCGGGGAGACAAAGCCAAGACACAUCUAUUGUACAUCAUAUUCCCCUUCUGUUUGAUGGCUUUUCUUUGGGCGUGGAGUCUUUCUCCCAGUUCUCCCUCUGCACGUUUUCCUCAAUGUCUUGAUGCCAUCCCUACCCCCCAGCCUCAACCCCUCUAGCACACAGCUAUAUAUUCUUGCUGGAUGUUUUAUUUACCAGUGUAACGUGAAGGGCCGGGGAAUGAUUUCUGGGGGAUUAGUGGAAAGGGCAUGGAAGGUUAGAAAAGUCAGUUUCAAACAAAAGCUCGGAUUACCUGAGGGGCAAAGGAGAUGGAAGUCGGAGUGAUGAAUCGUCCUACCACAUUAACAUCUGGCUGGGAACACCAAAUGCAUAGAGUGGAGUCACUUGAUUACACGUAUAUUAUUUAGUUAAAUUUGUGAAAAUUAUGAGAUGCUCACAAAUCCGGUGAUAAACUCCCUCCCUCGCCAUUGGCUGGGGCGGUCACAUGGCCCCCUAACUUUAUUCAGUUGACAGCAAGUAGGAGGGCCCUAUGGAAGGAGAAAAAAAGACAACACGAGAAAAAUUAGUAUUUUCUACCUUCAGAAAUUAAUGGCCAUGAGUUCGUAUAUGGUGAACUCUAAGUAUGUGGACCCCAAAUUUCCUCCUUGUGAGGAAUAUUUGCAGAAUAGCUACCUAGCCGAGCAGAGCUCGGACUAUUAUAGUGGCUCUCAGGGUUCGGAUUUCCAGCAUCAGGGAGUCUACCCACGGUCAAACUACAGCGAGCAGUCCUUCAGCUGUAGCAAUGCCCAAGGCUCUACGGUGCCUCCGCGGGGUCAUGGACAGGAGCCAUCGGGCCCGGCGAGCCACUACCCUGGCCAAGGGGAGCAUUGUCCCCCGCCUCCAAUUCCCAGUUCCCGGGCCUGCAGCCAGCCGGCCAGCCUCAAGCAACCUCCCAACGGGACGGCCCUCAAACAGCCUGCUGUGGUGUACCCAUGGAUGAAGAAAGUGCAUGUAAAUUCCGUGAACCCUAAUUACACCGGAGGGGAGCCCAAGCGGUCCAGAACAGCCUACACAAGGCAGCAAGUCCUAGAACUGGAAAAGGAAUUCCAUUUUAACAGGUAUCUGACGAGGCGUCGUCGGAUCGAAAUAGCUCAUACUCUCUGUCUCUCUGAACGCCAGAUCAAGAUCUGGUUUCAGAACCGUAGGAUGAAAUGGAAAAAAGACCACAAGCUGCCCAACACUAAGGGCAGGUCUUCCUCGGCUGCUUCGAACCAGCAUUUACAGCCCGUGUCCAAGGACCAUCACACUGACUUGACGACUUUAUAGAGGAGGUGAAAUCUCUCCCCCCCAUCCCAUCCAACCCCUCCCAUCCCUCCCCCCAAUUUCAUCCUUUGCUUCUGAACUGUGCUGUGUGUAGAACUGACAUGAUCCAAACACAACCUGCAUGGAGCAGGCAAGGCCUCCCCAGGCUGUCAGCUUGCUUUAAGGUGCUGUGCUGUACAAAGCGGACUCGCUUAGGGUGCUUCAGACUUUCUUGGCAUUCUUCAUACUAGCACAACCCCCAAACUCUCCAGGCAGGAAGUGGAAAGUUUAGGGAAAAUUAUAGAGAGAGAUAUAUAAUUAUAUAUGUGUGUAUGUGUAUAUAUAAUUAUAUAUCGAAGGAGCUACUGAGUCUAUAAAAAUCUGACGAAUCAUUAAACACAAAUGGAAAUUGCAUCUUUUGGGUUUUCAAUUUUAAAGUGAAGGUUUGAUUCUAUGCCAGUAUCAGUCUUGAUGUUCUGUCAACCCUCAUCCCUCACCCUAUGCAGUUUCGGGCUUAUGGAAUGUAGGAGAGUUCAGGGCAGAAAGCUUUUAUCUGGUUACACGAUUUGUGAACUUCCUGGGUCUUCUAUCUUGUGGCUGAUUGUGAUUUAAAGUCCCUGCUCAUGUUCAGAAACCCCCAAAGAAAUACCUAGGAAGGAAGUGGAAACGGGUUAUUUUAUUUUCAGAUUGUGUUUACAUAUUUAUUUAUUUGUCAAUUAGAGGAGCACACACAUUAAAAUGCGUUAAGCCAAAAAUCCUAAGCAGGGGAGCUGAAGCUCAAGGCUCCUUCCUAUGGAAAAUCAUAGAGAAUAUGUACGGUUUAGAGUUUUCACUUUGCCAGGCAUUUAGGACUCUCUUCCUCCUCUCCAGCCCACCUCCAGUAUGGGAGAAAUGCCCUACCCCUUUUAUAAAGAGAGAGAGAAAAAAAAACAUAUCGACUCAAAGUCAAUUUCUUUAAAAUGUGUUUAGACUGCACAACUGGUUCUUCACUCUGCUCACAACUGCUUCUGUGGGAUUUUAAAAAAGGGAACAAAUGGUCAAACAUUUUCAUUGUGGGGAAACCAAACAAAACAGCCCCAGUCUUCGGUGCCAUUGUAGAGAUCCUCUUACCUUCCAAUUUGAUUCCCAACACAAUUCACCUUGCACACCAGUCUGUUUAGGAAAGUAUUGUCUUACCAGAAAUCUGGAAAACAUAUUGGGGCUGGGGGUGGGGUGGGGGAAUGCUGUCCAAAUAAAUAAGCAAGAAGGCAAGCAAAUUGAAUCAAAUGGUCAAGAAUAGAAGGAGGUUAGUUCUAGGAUGGGAAAAAAUUUCUUUUUGCUAAAUAGAAAUAAAAUUUGUAUGUCCUAGUCUUGGGUGACCUAAUGCAUCCUUUUAAAGUUUUCAAGUUGUCUGCCUCACUUUGAGUUGGGCAGGAGAAUAACAUGAAAAAUACUCAAACCAAGGGGAGGGGAUUCAUUGCCAUUUUUCUUAUACUUCUCUGCCAAGAGAGGUUUGUGGAUUUUUAAAAAUUUUUAGUGUGUGUGUGUGUGUGUGUGUGUGUGUGUGUGUGUUUUAAACACUAACCCUUUAAACGUAAGUGGGUAAAUGGAAAAGUUCUUCUAGGGCUGGUUAGAAACCAGGCUUUUUAUGUUUUUUUACCCCCAUCCCCCAUUCCCAGUCCUCUGGGUUUCUAAGAUACAAUCACCAAAUAAAAUUAUUUGAGCUAUUACAGAAUUAAAAGGAAGGAGAAGAUGUGGAGGAGGGGUUAGGGUUAAGAGAAAGAAAGAUCAUAGAAUUUUGUUAUUUCUCCAGACAUUUUGGAAGGCUCCAAAGAUAAUCUUAAAACAGGCUGAAAAGGAGAAAAUAGCAGUUUCAUACAUGUGUUUGCUUCUCAGUAUGGUUCAUGCCAAAAGCUGGGAGCAGGUAUUAAUUAAUUUGAACUCUUUGGCUGAAAUUAGACUCUUCUAAAGUUUUUUUUUUUUCCAAGACUUGGUCUUUUGUAUUAAAUCCUGGAGAAAACUCUUUGUUCUUCCUUGGGGUGAGCCUGAUUCUCAGACUUGCACAUGGCAAUACUUGAAUAUCUACAUGUCGUGAUAUUAAAGAUGGAUAUUCCUGCAUUAUUCGCAUCAUUGUUUCUAUGACAAAAAGCACAGAGUUCAUACAUAGUAAAGACGUCUUUUUUCUGACGCCUUCAUGUUGAGAAGCUGAAAAGGUAUUUUACUGAAGUUCGGCUAAAUUACAGAAACAGGUUCAUCCAGAGGACAAAUUUUCUAUUCGAUUAGCUGUAUUUCAGCCGGGAGGACUGACCUCUAAACCCUUAACCUUUUGGACUCUAACUACCCUUCUCUCUCCCUCUCUCUCUUUUUUGACGUGGAGACCAUUUGGAUGCGGCAUUUGUAAAGGUUUUUCCUUAGGCAAAUUGGGCAUUGCUCUCACUAUUCCCUGAAAUUCACAUCCCUGAAUAUAUUGAAGCUUUUCCAUGAAAUGUCUAUUUUGCAUGAUGUCCAGUUACAGAGAGUUUCCCCCACCUCCUCGGAAGUUCAGGUUACUUAGCCCCAGCUUUCGACCAAAUGUCACAAUUGCUUAACUCAACUCUCCCUUGCUCUGGCUGAGAAAGCACACAAGUAUGUUUUCUUGGAAAAAAGCCAAGACUCCUUCUCUUACUUAGAGCUAACACUCUGGAAAGUAACUUAAUCAAAGAAGCAAUCCCUUUGUUUAUAAGUUUCAACUUUCCUUGUACGGCUCAAGUGAUGGGCUUUUGAAAUGUUAAUAUAUAUUGGAUGGAUGUGAGGGCAGACUCAACUCUUAAAUUCAUCUUGGGAUCAAGGGUCCAUUUGGGCUUGCUGGAAGAGGGCCACACCAGGCCAGUAGCCUCGGGAAACCCUCUCUGUGGUUCCAGCCAAAGGGAGAGACAGGAGAGUUUCCAUCUGUGUUCCUGCUGAAAGGGAAGCUCGACAAAAAUGAGCUCCAUGGCCCAUUUGCUAUUUUUUUCCAUUUUGUUCCAGAAAAUAUGAGCCAGAAGUGUUUGUUUUGUUUAUGUUUUGUUUUGUUUUUCUUUUUUAACUUUGGUGGGGGUGGCUCUUUGACUGGAGGUGGAAAAGGAAUGUUUUCUUUAAGAGACUGCUUCUCAGACAUCCCACUUUGUAACAUUGCAGCCUUUUGUUAUGACAUCGUCAAGCAACACUAUGAUCUGUCCACAUAAGAUGCUUUUAUAGAAUCUACCAAUGGUUUUGCUGCCACUGAUUAAAGUAUUAUUUAUACUAAUUGUUGCCUGUAGUUUUGAUGUAAUUUGUUCAUAUAUAUUUGAAAUAAUAAAAGGUGUAGAGAAACCUAUUUUGUUCGUUGCCUUGACAGAAGCAGUCUUUGUAAGUCUUGAAAGAACUGUCUCAACAUUUGUUUGCUUGCUUGUUUA